GGUACUUCCAAACACCACAAAUUGCAUCGCCAAUACAGCUCACACAGCAAGCGUUCAUCAUAAUCGCGAACGCAAGCAAUCAGACGGCCGCAAACGCUAUGCGCAUGCAUCCAUCAGUCAGUCCAUUCAUUCCAAUAUGCCAAUGGAAACAAACAAUCAGCAGAAUUGUCAAAAAAGAUCAAAACUUGGAGUCGAUAUCUCUAUCUUCAUCCACUACCCCAAGCCCCCAGCGAUCGUAAUCCAGCACGCCAUGCGACGGUGAAGAUGCCUCUGCAGAGUGAAGCCUCCCUCAAGUGUCAUCUUCAUUGCUUAGGGCCACACGCAGCGAUCGCAGGUUACCCGUGCGAGUGGGUGGCCACCGCAGCAUUCGCACUGGGCGCCGCUGAGGGGUUCCAAUGUGGAUGGGGUAGCGGAAGAAGAGUAAUGAAAGCCUUCAACCAUUUGACCAUUACAGCCGGUAAUUCCGAACAAAAUUAUAGACAAAGUAGGGUCCAGGGCUGGCGGGAGUGGUGGGGUUGAUGAGGUAAGCAGCCGGAUCCCAGCUGCGCGCCCAAGGGAAC
Molecule: messenger RNA, 560 nt
Organism: Colletotrichum godetiae
Lineage: Eukaryota; Fungi; Ascomycota; Sordariomycetes; Glomerellales; Glomerellaceae
Exons: 1
Coding region: 265-519 (84 amino acids)
Source: RefSeq, a predicted model, not a curated record